Messenger RNA from Trematosphaeria pertusa, 733 nucleotides. RefSeq names its product DUF1754-domain-containing protein. The transcript has a single exon. The record is from RefSeq and is a predicted model, not a curated record. Gene Ontology annotation, cellular component: nucleolus. Lineage: Eukaryota; Fungi; Ascomycota; Dothideomycetes; Pleosporales; Trematosphaeriaceae. The coding region runs from base 110 to 526 and encodes 138 amino acids.
ACACUCAACGGCGCCAGCCUUCAAGGCACCUCCGCGUCACGUGCACGCUCCCCACGUCAAUCAACGCUCGAGCUCCGAAGCAGUUCCUCCCCACACCACGCACGCUACAAUGCCCUCCUCAGACUACACAUCCGCUGCGGGCGGCGCCCUCAAACUAAAAGGUGUUGGCGGCAUCGACAAAAAGAAGAAGAAAAAGAAGCCCAAACCCAGCGACCCAUCCCCGUCCUCCGAAACCCGCGCCGACGUCACAGAACGUCCCUCCUCCUCCAUGGAAACCCCCAAAUCGCCGUCACACACACCAGGACGCUCUCUAUCCCCCGAAUCCGCCGAACGCGCAAUAAAACAAGCUGGCGGGCGCCAGAAGACUGAGGCAGAAAGGCGGCACGAGGAAAUGCGGAGGAAACGGCUGGAGGAAAAGCUGAAGCGCGAGGGCGUCAAGACGCACAAGGAGAAGGUGGAGGAGUUGAAUAAGUAUCUGAGUGGGUUGAGCGAGCAUCAUGAUAUGCCGAAGAUUGGGCCGGGCUAAGGUGGAUGGGAGGGACUGUAUGCUGUCGGGAGCAGCUGCAGCGUAAAGAUAGCAUGGGAGAGGGCAGAAGACGGGGAAUAUCAUUUUAUGGAGGGAGAUCACGGCAACAGUGGCGGUGUUCAGGCGCGCAAUGGGCAAUUCAUUGCAUGUGAAGGCGUUCAAAAAAGGGGCGUUCUUUCUUCAUUCCAACUGAAGCUCCUCCUCGAA